AAAGAGCCUAUUUUAUAAUGGGCCUUUUCUCAAGCAUAUUUCAAUUUGGGCUGCGUAAGUUUUUGUCUUUCUAGUUUUCUAUCGAUGGAAAUAAGGAAACGGAAGAACGCCGACGGCGACGGCGACGGUGGCGCGACAGUUAACAGCGGCGAUGAUCGGAUUCCGUCUAGUGCUUCUUCCAAAUCAAGUCGAGCAACUCGAUCCACGAGGCGGAUAUUCUUACUCUGCCUCGCGUUUCGCGUGGUGAACGCUUUGUUGAUCCAAACGUAUUUCAAUCCAGACGAGCAUUGGCAAUCCCUAGAAGUAGCUCAUCGCACCGUCUUCGGGUAUGGUUACUUGACAUGGGAGUGGAAGAGAGGGAUACGAAGCUAUUUGCAUCCAAUGUUAUUCGCUUUCUUGUAUAAGGUUCUUCAUCUCACGGGUCUUGAUACUCCCUACGUUAUGAGCAAAGCGCCACGUCUCAUGCAAUCCGUAUUUUCAGCUCUUGGUGAUCUCUAUUUGUACAAACUCUCUGAUGCUCUCUAUGGUAAACAUGUUGCAGCUUGGUCUCUCUUUUGUCAACUGGCGAAUUGGUUCUUGUUCUUCUGUAUGAACCGUACGUUUUCAAACUGUUUGGAGACUGUUCUCACCAUCAUGGGGCUCUACUACUGGCCUUGUAUUAGAGAUCCUUCAAAGGACCAUCCCGUGAAUCGGAAGUGGGGUUUUGUCAUAGCGGCUUUAGCAUGUGCCAUAAGACCAACAAGUGCAAUCAUAUGGUUAUACGUUGGGACGCUUGAGCUAUUUUUGACGCCUAGUAAGGUCAAAUUCAUCUUCCUAGAGGUGAUCCCAAUUGGGUCUUUGGUCCUCGGCUUCACCUGUUUGUUGGACCGUAUGAUGUACGGGUCAUGGGUCAUUGUGCCUCUUAAUUUUCUCAAGUUCAAUUUCCUUUCGUCUGGUGGAGACUACUACGGAACUCACCCAUGGCACUGGUACUUCUCCCAGGGGUUUCUCGUCAUGCUUUUCACUUUCACACCACUCUCCAUUGCUGGAAUUAUCAAGUCUAAGGAUAAGAAGCUUUCAGCUCUUGUUCUAUGGGUUUUAACGGUUUACAGUCUACUCGGCCACAAGGAAUUCAGGUUUGUGCUGCCGGUGCUACCCAUUGCUUUGAUAUUCUCUGGCUAUGCACUUGCUCAAAUGGAGACAUCUGUUUCAUCAUUAUCUUCAAUAACUACAAAGAAGCAAGUCUCUCGAAAGAAGCACAUCGUCAAGUGGUCUCCUAAACUUAUACUUUCAGUCCUAUUUUUACUUGUGACCAAUGUCCCAAUGGCACUAUACAUGAGUUUAUUCCAUCAGAGAGGGACGGAGGAUGCGAUGAACUACUUAUCGGAAGAAGCAUAUAAAGGGAGAGUAAAGAGCAUUCUGUUUCUCAUGCCAUGCCAUUCUACUCCGUACUAUUCUACUCUCCAUAGUAACAUUCCAAUGCUAUUUCUCGACUGCACGCCAAGGGGUUUUGCCUCUUUGGUUUUCUUGUCAAACAGUGAAGAGAAGGGAAAACUUGACGAGUCAGACAGAUUCAUGAUGGACCCUUUAGGUUUCGUAACAGAGUUAGCUGGAAACUGGUCAGAGCCGCCUAGUCACAUUGUGAUGUUUGCAUCAGAAGAAAGAAAACUCAGAGAUUUCAUAAUCCAACAUUCCUUUAGAGAGGUGAAAAGAUUCUUCCACGCGCAUUUCAAGGUUGAUAGAGAUCUUCAGUCCUCGGUGGUCGUCUAUGCUAACAAUAUAGAAGGCUGAUUUUAGGUUUCGUGUCGUUUUUGGUUGGUUUAGCUUCGCAGCUCUUUGAGACGCCGUGUGUUCUAUUGCUUUUUGUAUGAACGACACGAUUUUUCUUAUUUGUUUUUAUCCUUAUUGUAUUAUUAAUGUUUUUUUAUAA
This is a messenger RNA of Brassica rapa (field mustard), 1909 nucleotides long. RefSeq names its product GPI mannosyltransferase 3. Lineage: Eukaryota; Viridiplantae; Streptophyta; Magnoliopsida; Brassicales; Brassicaceae. Gene Ontology annotation, cellular component: endoplasmic reticulum membrane. The record is from RefSeq and is a predicted model, not a curated record. Gene Ontology annotation, biological process: GPI anchor biosynthetic process. Gene Ontology annotation, molecular function: alpha-1,2-mannosyltransferase activity.